AUGCACCGUCUAAUUAUUACUCUGGUUAUUUGUGUGGUGCCAAUUAUCGCGAAUUCUAAGACAACCCAACUAGAGGACUUGGAUUUUACCGACCAUUCUAAUGAAAGCCCAAAGAUCAGUCGAUCGUCAUAUUUCAAACAGGACUCCCGUCUUGGCUACAAGCUGAAAUUGUUCUGUGAAGCGAGUGGGACACCGAGACCCAGAAUUGUGUGGUAUCAUAGAGGUGUGGAAGUGAAUCCGGAUCAUAAUCGGACGAUCCGCUUCUCCAUCCAUGGUGAUACCACAUCGUCGCAUCUGGAAGUCGACCCAACUUCUAUCGGGGAUAAGGGAGAGUAUGAGUGUGUGGCGACGAAUUCGAAAGGGAGUCGAGUGAAGAAGUUUUUGACCGAUUAUCAGUAUUGA
Caenorhabditis remanei is the source of this 402-nucleotide messenger RNA. RefSeq lists its product as uncharacterized. The transcript is spliced from 3 exons. Gene Ontology annotation, cellular component: cell-cell junction. Gene Ontology annotation, molecular function: cell adhesion molecule binding. Gene Ontology annotation, biological process: cell-cell adhesion. NCBI's taxonomy places the organism in Eukaryota, Metazoa, Nematoda, Chromadorea, Rhabditida, Rhabditidae. The coding region runs from base 1 to 402 and encodes 133 amino acids. The record is from RefSeq and is a predicted model, not a curated record.